GAGAACGAGGUGUGGAGCGUCUGAGCGACGGGGAAUGGAUUUUGCAAUGAGUUUAUCUCACUUGGAUGCUGACCGCUCUGGAGCACUGAGGUUAUUGCUGGAUGAAAAAAGAGCAGAAAGGAUUAUAUUGCUCAGGAAAUGCUUCUGAAGUCAAUAGAAGUCAUUUAUCCAUCAUCACACCUGGCUGCCGUCAGAACCUGCCUCAGUAUACAUCCAUUCUGUGUGUAUCUUUGAAGAACAUCUGGUGGAAACUCUGCAGUAAGACUUUAACAGCUCCUUAAUGACACUCUCUACAUAUCUGGAUUUAAUCUGCCAUCUACACUGACUGUCCUCUCACCACGUCACAACCAUGUCCGACGAGGAACAAAGAGCGAACAGGAGCACAAAUGAGUUCCGACCAGGAGCAGACCUCUGGCUCACGGGGCUUCUGGGUAAUGUCUCACCCAGUGAUUCUGCAAACUCAAGCAAUGUUGAUGAGGGCGUAAACGUGCUGAUGGAGUCACGUGCCCUCGGGACUGUGCAGAAGAACUGGCUGGCUCUGUUGAUCCUGCUAGCCAUUGUCGUCACAGUGACGGGCAACAUCCUGGUCAUCAUGGCCGUGAGUCUGGAAAGAAAGCUGCAGAAUGCCACAAACUACUUCCUGAUGUCGCUGGCUAUAACGGACAUGCUGCUCGGCCUGCUGGUCAUGCCCAUCGCCAUGGUGACCAUACUUUACAAUUACACCUGGCCCUUCCCGUCUGCUCUGUGUCCUAUCUGGAUCUACCUGGAUGUGCUGUUCUCCACAGCCUCCAUCAUGCACCUGUGUGCCAUCUCUCUGGACCGCUACAUCGCCAUCCGCAAUCCCAUCCAACACAGCCGCACUAACUCCCGAGCCCGAGCCCGAGUCAAGAUCACAGCUGCAUGGACCAUCUCUGUGGGAAUCUCCAUGCCUGUCCCAGUUCUUGGCCUCCAUGACCGCUCUAAAGUCUUCAAAGAUGGCAGCUGUCAGCUGACAGACGACAGCUUUGUCCUGAUUGGCUCCUUUGUGGCAUUCUUCAUCCCCCUUGUCAUCAUGGUGGUGACGUACUUCCUGACGAUCAGCGCCCUGCAGAGCCAGGCCACACUGUGUCUGGACCAGCUCAUAGCACGUCCCAAGUGGCUGUCCAUGCUGGAUCUUCUCCCUCGAGGCUCUCUGUCCUCUGAGCGCUUAUUCUCUCGGACCUCGCUCUGCCCUGACACUAUUGUCCCUUCUGCCAGGCCGUUCAUCCGCCGCACUGCACAGUCUAUCAGCAAUGAGCAGAAGGCCUCCAAAGUUCUUGGUGUGGUCUUCUUCCUGUUUGUGGUCAUGUGGUGUCCGUUCUUCAUUACAAACGUCAUGGCGGUGGCGUGUGCCUCUUCAGCGUGUGACCCAGCGCUCAUGACUGGUCUGCUUAACGUAUUCGUCUGGGUGGGAUACCUGUCUUCUGCGGUCAACCCGCUUGUCUACACACUCUUUAACAAGACGUACCGCGCAGCGUUUGCCCGCUACAUGCGCUGCCAAUACCGUGAGGCGAGCAGGCCUCUCCAGGUCAUCCUGGUCAACACAAUCCCUCCUUUGGCUUUCCAUUCCUCCAAACUUCCACUUCAGGAAGAUGAUUCUUUAAGACAUUCGAAAGAGGACAGUGGAUUUGGGACAUCCUCCUACAUGAACCAGGUAGAAUCUCUGAACAAGCAUGGAAGAGAUGAGAUGGUGAGUCACGUCUGAAAUCAAAAUGGUUGCGUUUCUUUUAUGGACCUAAGGAUUGCUCAGGCUCCAGGCUUCAGGAAAAUAGUGCUACAGAUUCUCAAGGACUAAUACAGAGAAUAUGCCAUCUAUAUAUCACACUUUUUAGUAAAUGCAAUUUUACAGUGGUGUUGUUAUUGUUUAAAGACGGUCCCAGAGGUGGGCUGCUCGCUGCAGUGAUUCUUUGCCUUUUAAUGAAAAGUGUCUGGCUGGGAAACACAUUCUGGGAAAAUAUGAGACUUUGCCACCUUAUUAUUUAUUUAAACCUGUGCACUGAAAUUGUCUUUUGCUCUUUUGUGCAUUGAAAAUUUGAUAGCUAGCUUUCUGAGAUCCAGCCAACUGACCCUCUUUUGCAUAAUCUGAUUUCUCAAGGGUUCAUAUUGAUUUUUUUUUUUUUUCCAGGAUGAACAGAAAGCUGAUUAGAAUAGUAUUUGUGUUAAAUGUGCUUUUACAAUUAUGGGUUCACAAUCCCAAGGGAAAUUUAGCAUUGAAUGAUUUAAAGGAUUUUACGGAUUGUAUUUUCGCUACACUGGGAAACAACACUUAAUGGAUUAUGAACUCUGUGUCAUAAUAAAUACCUAUGUAUAAAUUUGAAAUGUAUGUGGGUAAAUAAAUAGAAUAAACUGGA
Messenger RNA from Pangasianodon hypophthalmus (striped catfish), 2369 nucleotides. RefSeq names its product 5-hydroxytryptamine (serotonin) receptor 2A, genome duplicate b (gene htr2ab). The record is from RefSeq and is a predicted model, not a curated record. Gene Ontology annotation, biological process: G protein-coupled receptor signaling pathway, coupled to cyclic nucleotide second messenger; chemical synaptic transmission. Gene Ontology annotation, molecular function: neurotransmitter receptor activity; G protein-coupled serotonin receptor activity. The coding region runs from base 350 to 1723 and encodes 457 amino acids. Gene Ontology annotation, cellular component: plasma membrane; dendrite. NCBI's taxonomy places the organism in Eukaryota, Metazoa, Chordata, Actinopteri, Siluriformes, Pangasiidae. The transcript is spliced from 4 exons.